Molecule: messenger RNA, 6102 nt
Organism: Athalia rosae (coleseed sawfly)
Lineage: Eukaryota; Metazoa; Arthropoda; Insecta; Hymenoptera; Athaliidae
Product: poly(A) RNA polymerase gld-2 homolog A-like
Exons: 7
Coding region: 2133-3956 (607 amino acids)
Cellular component (GO): cytosol
Molecular function (GO): poly(A) RNA polymerase activity
Source: RefSeq, a predicted model, not a curated record
UUUUCCAACAAAUCCGUUGUGUUUAUGCACUUUCAGCCAACUUAUCACUUGUCAACUGCUUUUGAUUUACUCAUGAGUACGAAGCCCCUUGAAUUUUCAUCAAAGAUUUUGACAUUGAGCAGAUAGGUACUGUUUUUUUUUUCGUUCUUCUGUAGUGCUUAGUUCUUUGACUGUAAUCAGAUCUUAGAUUUCAACUGAUCAGUAUGAUGGGAGAUUGGAAGAUUCAUUGUUUUCCUGCCAUUAAUAAGUUGGAUAGGUCUCAGCAUCGUGAUUCGAGACUUCAGUUACACAAAAGGUUAUAGAGAUACCUGGCAUAUGAUAACUCGAAGGAAGAGAUAUUAAGGGAAAGAUAUAAGCUGUUUAGUUACAGCACUUUGAAAUGCAAUUUUCUGUUUGCUGAGACAAAUCUUGUACAACCAACCAACUUACAAAAGUUAUGCUAUAUCCUUCAAUGAAUCCGACCUACAGCUACAUUCCCUGAGUGUAAUUUUCUUUUCAGAGGAUCAUCACAUCCAUUGGAUUAUUGAUAGCCAGAAUAAAAAGUUGUAAAUGGUUUGAAUUUCGGCUCAACUUUCAGCUAGUCUACAUGAUAAAUUGAAUUCUGGACAGUGGCGCGUCCUCGUGUUCAAUCAUAAUACUCUAUGGAUAUAGUACCACAGACCACUUACAGUGGAUAGCACUACACUACCAAGGUGCCCGUGGGUGUUGUCAGCGAUUCGCGAUUUCUGUCUUCCAUUCAGAUCAAAAGCGGUUGGAAAAUUAAUAUCGCAUGCGCUUAGGAUGAUCAAAUUAUUUGAAAAUUACGUUUAGAGAAAAAAAAUUCAAUUCAUGGUGUAAUCCUAGUAGUACGGUCCAUUGCACGUAAUUGCUGCAAAAGACCGCCGACAAUCUGACAGCCAAACGAAUCUUUAAGGUUCAGUCAUCUCCACGGUGGGUCAACGUGGGUCAACGCUGCUAAGAAGUUCGAAAUCUUGACCCUAGUUUGACCUGCUUUCUGUGUGUAUCCUGCGUUCAAUGGCUCGCAACAUGGCGAUGGAGGAUAUGUGCUAUUGAAAACAGGUAUUAUCAUUCUCUAUACAUGGCCUUUUCUGGCGCUUAUGAUUUUACCGCUCAUUUAGAAGAGGCUAGAUAUGAUCUUUGAACUUGUAGAGAUCACGAACUUCCUACUGUCACAAACGUAUUGCAUGUAAUCUUUCUUGAAUUACCCCUCGUUCGUACUGUAUGUUACUGUCUUUUCGAGCGAGUCUCGCAUCGCGCAUCAAAAUUAUUUAAUAAAUGAUAUAUUCAGUUUCAAAUUCCAUAUUAGUCGAGGCUCCACAAUCAAAAGACCGAUUACUCAUCAAGCUACAUGUACCGAUUCUUGAAUUAGGACAAACUGUUCGUGUAACCUAUUUGCGAAAAUGAUGCGCUAAGCCGGUAUCGUGCGCGUCCUUUUUACUUUCAUCUGUCGGUGAUGGCUCAACUAUGAUUCUACACAAAUUUCUAAUCUAAAAGUAUGUUGAAAUUUUACUGGAUUUUUUUUUCCAGGGACUUUAUGGAAUUCUGUAAACUAUCAGCUUUUCCAUAUUUGUAUGAGGAUUAUUUCAAAUAACAGGCCUUUCUUAAUAAUCAAUCUCUCAUUGCGAUACCUGAUAACAGAAGUCACAUAGCUAUAAAAAGGUGUUCAUGAUACAGAAAAAAGUUAUUCAAACGAGUUUAACAGAGUUCUAUUAUUCUGAGCGUGCAUUCAAGAGUCUAGUGAAAAGUGUAGAAAAAAAUGAAAAUUUUUCACUAGUAAACUGUCAUUUAAACAAAGUUGUAAACAAAAUGUACUGGUGAUCCUGAGGGUUCAUUAAUUACAUUAUGCAUUAAAUUUCCAAUAGGACUUUUUUGUUGGGAUCAUUCAUGAUUCCAUCAAACCGAACCAUUAUCGUAAUCAAAGUAUGAACAGUAUUUGAGCAUUCUAUGCACUGUCUCAUUUUCUUAAUUCUCCUAUUAACAUGGUUUAGAUGCUUGCACUGCUGCCAGUCUAGUAAGUUUCUUUGACAUUACGUGAUUCCAAUUAAUCACCUGUGUGCAUAUUCAGUUGUGGCUCCUGCAUUCUUGUGAGAUACAUUAAGAGCUUUGAAAUUUCUCAUAUUGCUUAUUUGGCUAUGUAUCACUCGACGUAUUCCCCACACAUGUUGAUGCAAACGGUAGGCGAACAACAGGGAGGAAAUACACAAUUUCCACCAGCACAAACUCAUACUGUACAUAACAACGGUAUAAAUUCACCACACCUAACAGAAUAUAGUCUGUAUGCUCGGGAUGGUAAUGAUCAAAAUAGACAUCAUGUAGUACAGACAGGGUCUCAUCCUUUGGAGCUGCUGCAACUGAUGGGUGUUGACAUUCCACCAUUGCGUCGCACAGUGUACAGCAUGCAGAGCGGAAGUUAUUCUAACAAUGCAUGGCAAAGAAGGAACAAUCCUACAAAUAAUUUAUCUCCAAUGCCACCACCACAUCUAAACUUCCGACCUGCCAGUACAGGGUCCAUUAAAAAACCAAAUUGGAACAACAAAUGUGGCAAGAAAAAUACUUACCGAGAACCGACAUCACAAAACGAUAUUUACAACAGCGAUAGCGGUUUCAGCUCACGUUCUCCAACACCUAAUAAACACCAAACUGAUGGUAGCCAGACCGAAAGUUCUGAUGAACGUGAUUCAGUUGCAUCUUCUGCUGAACAGGGCAUGAAACGAUUGCAUGAAGUUCAUCUAUUGACAAAUAGUGUGAGUAAUAAUAAUACAAACUCUAAUAGUGGACUCAUCUCUAGUGCUUCAGCACAUCAAUUUUACCAGAAUCAAAGACCUGUCAACUACUACCAUAAUGCUAUACCUACUGCGCGAUCACAAGCGCAAAACUACCAAGGUAAAAGAAGAUAUCAUUCGGGAAGAAAUAGUCCACCUGCACAAAGAGCCCAGAGAGGAAGAAAAUUUGCAGGAGUAAUAUUGCCCACUUGCAACAUGUAUCCCAGAUGUUAUAUUGCACCGGAUAGAUUUCUAGCACGAUCUCAUCUUGUCGAGGUUAGAAAAACACCUCAAAAUUUAUUGACUGGGUCUAGUUGGGAUGCUCUGUCGCGAGAUGUUUGGAAAAAAUUCAUGUCAAAUCAACAAAGUGAAACCACCUACAGGAAUAAAAUGAUGCUUUGGAAAUAUUUGUAUAUUUACAUCAAAACGGCAUUUCCAAGAUACGGAUUAUUUUUGGUGGGUUCAACAAUGAGUGGGUUUGGAUCAGAUAAUAGUGACGUGGAUAUGUGCCUCUUGGUAAGACACACAGAAAUGGAUCAACGGAAUGAAGCUGUUGGACAUUUAGAACAGAUUUCAAAGUGCCUGAAGAGAUGUGUAGAUUGGCGGGUCAGACCUUUGGUAUUGGUGGUGAAACUCUGGGCGCAGUGCCAAGACAUCAACGAUGCUAAGAAUAUGACCAUUUCGAGCUAUUCUUUGGUGCUGAUGGUUAUACAUUUCUUGCAAUAUGGUGUGAAUCCGUCAAUCUUGCCUUGUCUUCAUUCGCUUUAUGAAGGUAAAUUCGGUCCUCACACGGACAUCCACACAAUUGAUAUUCACGAAGAUCUGGGCACACCGGUUUCCGGUUUUAUAUCUUCCAACUCUUUGUCACUUGGUGAACUUCUACUACAAUUUUUCGAAUACUACGUUAGAUUUGAUUUCAGCCAAUACGCUAUUUCCGUGCGAAUGGCCACAAAGAUGCCAAUUGAAGAAUGUCGAAGGGCUAGAUCAUACAAGAAUGACCCACAUCAGUGGAAAUAUCUUUGCAUAGAAGAGCCGUUUGAUUUGACUAACACAGCGAGAUCGGUUUAUGAUCCGGACGUCUUUGAACGUAUCAAACAAGUUUUCAGAAGGUCUUAUUAUACGCUGAAAAAGAACUACGACCUUAGCAGCAUUUUUGUUAAAUUGGACACAGGAACGGUGUACAAUACAACGUAGCUUUAAAGCUUGCUAGAAAUGCUCUGUAGUCAGUAGUUAGGGAAUUUAUUUAUUCGACUGCCAAUUUUUUUGGUAGUUUGUGUUUCUAUUGGCUCUUUAAAGCCCGUUGCGCCACGUCGAUAUACAUACAUUUAAAGAAACCCUUGGUAUGAAAGAUUUUGUUACGAUCUAUUUUUCAUAGGGCAGAAUUAUUUUGUGAUAAAUUUUUUACUCGAACGGUAGCUUUUUCAAACUUGCGAUUGCAGAGUCGUUUACAGAACAUGGUGCUAAAUUAUUGUUGUAUAGCUUUGGAAAGGGGCCUUGCGCGAUAUACUACGCGCCUCAAGUCGAUUGACUGGACAAUAAAUAAAGGUGCAAUAUAAUUUUCGGAAUGGAACAUCAACUUCGCAAUUAAAUGUCAUGAAACUUUACCUAGCAGCUUUAUUUUCAUACUGCAAUUUUAACGAUUUAUGGUAAAAUGAGCAAUCGAUGGGGAUUAUAAGAUAUUCUACAAAGCCAAGAGAGUCCCCCAACAAAACGACACUAUAAGGCUUUUAUUAUCGGCAAGAACUCUGACAGUUCAUAAAAGAUGUUGUGCAUUAAAAUCUAUAUAUGGUGCCUUGAUGGUUGCUGUAGUUGCAAAACAACACCUUAAAAAUAUUUCUAUUAGUACAGAGUACUUGUGAACGAAGAAAGUAUAAUAAAAAGUGACAAGAGUUUUACUUAUAUACACUUGAUAAUAAUAAAAAAAAAUAAUAAUAAUGAUUAAAAAAACAAGUAUAAAUGAAAUAAAAACUACGAAGCUCAAAGAGCUAAAGUGGCUUGAAUGAUACUUAAAAAAUUUUGGUUGCAAAAUUACAUAUCGCUAAUGAUCAUUAAUUGAAUAACGUUAUUCUAAUUUUAAAUGAAAAUAAAAAUAAAAAAAAAGAUAUACAUUGGUUGUACUCACGGAAUAUUUUCCAUCGAAAGAAGCGAGAGUAAAGUUCUACACGCUAAUCUUUCCUCUGAAGAACGGAAACAACCACAAAAAAAAGUUAUAAAAAUACUCAUUAAAGUUGAGGUAAUUCCUGAACAAGAAAAAAAAAUCGUUGUAUUAGUUAAGUUUGUAAUACUGUUAUUGGAUGUCAGGAUAAGUUUGACGGACAUUCAAUCCCAUGUUUUCACAUAAGAAGAGUUCAUGGAUGAGCUCUUCUGGUUUAUGAAAGAUCGUUAAUCGAAUGAGAGAAAAAGUCCGGAUAUUCAUACCCAUUGUCAAAACUAUUGUUGAUACUUUGUAUUCAGCGAUCUGUUGUAUUCAUUUUUACUCAGAAUCGUAGAUGAACAGGUAACGUUUCUUCUAGUUGGGCCAACUUUUCAAUUUAUUCUGCCAAACUAUCUUCGAUGCAUACAUUCCGGUAGCUUUAUAAAAAAUUUAUGGGCCCAACCAUGAUUCAGGGGCCAUUGUCAACUUGUCGCCACAAAAACCAAUGUUCAAUAAAUCAAAAAAUCCGAAGAAAAUUCCUGUUGUGGCGAAUAGAUAUAAAUUUGAAUUGGAUUCUCUCAAACCACGUUCGAAAUGUAUAAGAAACCAAGUCUCAAUUCUUUCUAGUCCGGGUUUGGCUAAGUCUUUUUCAUAUUAAUUUUUAUGUAAGGUGAACACAAACCCACAGGUGAUAAGAGAAAAUAUGGCUGUGUUGGCUGUAAAGCUAUGCUACACUAUUAAAAAACAAGUCAUGUAGGAGGUCUGUGUCCUAAUAACUAGUCUUCCACCUAUGAUGUGCGUCCGAGAAAUAGGGUACUUAAAUAUUCAGCAAACUACAUGUAAACUGAUCUUUCCAAUACCCAAACCUCGCUAUAUUAUUGAAGUUUCUUGAGACAUUUUCACAGACCUUAAACUUACUUAUUAAAAUAAGCUAUGUAUAUUUCAAUAUUAUCCCAAGUGCCAAAAUCAACUAUAAUAAGCAAUUUACUACAGAUAAUUUUUGACUCUAUUAACAACACUGUAAUUCAAGUAUAUAAAUUUAGAUAACAACAAACUGAAUUUGCAUUUAUACUCAAAUUUCUCACUUUGUAUUUUGAAAUGUUCCAAGCCACACCAACUUUUCCAAACCUUUGGAUAAGUCAAUACUAUGAAAUUAUUUUUUUGUAACUCCCAUUUUGUUGUUAAAUAAAUGCAUUGUUUCUAUUA